CCGACUUCUGCCAGAAAUGCUCCUCACAUACUCCAAUGAAACACUCGCGCACUCGCACAGGAUGCCAGACGUGCCGGAUCCGGCGGAUUAAAUGCGACGAGAGACCUGGAAGCUGCGAGAAAUGCGCCUCUACAGGCCGUAUCUGUGACGGAUACGCUUCCGUCCAGCUGCCCAUACGCAAGCCCCGAAAUGCCACCACUUCCCUGCUACAUCACCCUGGUCUUGCGGCGUCUCUGCCCGGAAAAUCCUCCGACGAGCGCUGGUGCUUCACCUUCUUCCAGACGCAGACGAUCCCGAUGCUCGCCGGCUGCUUCGACUCGCAUCUGUGGCCGGUCGUGCUGCAGAUGUGUCCUGCCGAGCCGGCUGUCUGCCACGCCGUCACUGCCUUGAGCGCUCUCCAUCAAGCCAGCCAACAAGCGAAGAGUGGGAUAUACCACGCCUUUGCGUUCAAGCAGUAUGGCCGGGCUCUGGCGACGCUGCGUGCCCGGCUGGCCUCGACAAACGACCCGCAGCUGCGAUCCGUGGCGCUGGUGUCGUGUCUGCUGUUCAUGUUCUUUGCCUCUAUCCAGGGGAAUCUGAGCGAGGCGCUCCUGCAUCUCAAGCAAGGAAUGCACAUCCUCUCUCAUCGGCACGGCCAGGCUGCGCGGCAGAUGCUUCUCUCGGCGCAGAACCAGCCUCUCUCCAUGUUUGAAGCCAGUGUGUGGAAGCUGUUUGCCCAUCUGGAAGUCCAGUCGGCGCAUUUCGACGCCUCCGGGGCGCUCAAGCUGUAUCCGACGGACGGCCAGCUGGUGGAGGUAGAUUCCUCGCCUUGCAUGUUUCACUCGGUCAACGAGGCCAAGGAGAUGCUGGAUCCCUUGCUGAACAACGUCUUCCGGGUGUGGACGUUGCGUGAAGAGACGGACUUUUUGACUCUGGCCGUGGAACAGCGCAAGAUCCAGUCUGAGAUUAUGCGCCAUAUGGCGGCGUUGGACAACUCGAUGAACAACAGCAACAACACCAAGUUCAUCACUAGUGAGAAAGACUCUCGCUGUCUCGACAUCAUCCGUCUGCACCACCUCAUCCUAUACAUCAACGUCGAGACCAUCCUCAGCACCUCCGAGAUGGUGUUUGACCAUUACAACCCCGAGUGGAGGGAAUGUCUCCGCCUGGCGCGCCGGAUCAUCGACUCCUUUCGCGCCGAGUUCUCUGCAUCGUCCAUGCCCAUCCUGACUGCCGACCUGGGCGUCCUUUUGCCCCUGUCCUGGAUCACGUUGAAAUGCAGACACCCGGGUCUGAGACAAGAAGCGCUCGAUCUGAUGGCCGAGUGGCCGCAUUGCGAGGGGUUCAACGAUUCUGUUGUUCUGCUGCAAAUCUCGCGCGAAAUCAUCGACUUCGAGAUGCGGCAGGGCUGUCUCCCUAUUCCAGACGAGGCGCGAGUCAGAAGUUUUACCUUGGAGGAUGGUGUAUUGCUGAUUAGUUGAGAAUCAAUUAAAUAUUAUAUGGGUGUAUAAUACAGAGUACUACAACUUCUA
Penicilliopsis zonata CBS 506.65 is the source of this 1511-nucleotide messenger RNA. RefSeq lists its product as hypothetical. NCBI's taxonomy places the organism in Eukaryota, Fungi, Ascomycota, Eurotiomycetes, Eurotiales, Aspergillaceae. Gene Ontology annotation, molecular function: DNA-binding transcription factor activity, RNA polymerase II-specific; zinc ion binding. Gene Ontology annotation, biological process: regulation of DNA-templated transcription. The record is from RefSeq and is a predicted model, not a curated record. The transcript has 2 exons. The coding region runs from base 36 to 1460 and encodes 474 amino acids.